Molecule: messenger RNA, 3386 nt
Organism: Pelmatolapia mariae (spotted tilapia)
Lineage: Eukaryota; Metazoa; Chordata; Actinopteri; Cichliformes; Cichlidae
Gene: ikbke
Product: inhibitor of nuclear factor kappa B kinase subunit epsilon
Exons: 21
Coding region: 154-2319 (721 amino acids)
Biological process (GO): peptidyl-serine phosphorylation
Cellular component (GO): cytoplasm
Molecular function (GO): ATP binding; protein serine/threonine kinase activity
Source: RefSeq, a predicted model, not a curated record
GUAACCAACAUUACCAGCAGUUAUUUCUGGCGGCACGGCUGAAAAAAACUGUUUUCUUGCUCCUGUCACGUUACCGUCAGGGCUAAAUUAAAGGGCGACUGACGAGCAGCAGCACCGGGUCCAGGUGAGCUACGGCUACAGCUCCUACAUCGUAUGUCAGGUAUUACAGCCAGUACAAUAAGCUACCUGUGGUCUGUAGACGAUGUCCUCGGGCAGGGGGCUACUGCCAGCGUCUACAAAGCACGCCAUAAGAGGUCGGGUGAACUGGUGGCCGUCAAGGUGUUUAACAUAAUGAGCUACAACCGCCCCCACGAGGUCCAGAUGAGGGAGUUCGAGAUGCUCCGGAAGCUCAAUCACAGCAAUAUUAUCAAGCUAUUCACCGUGGAAGAGCUGCCCUCUAAACAGAAGGUGCUGGUGAUGGAGUAUUGUUCAGGAGGGAGUCUCCUAAGCCUGCUCGAGGAGCCGGAAAACGCCUUUGGUCUUGCUGAAACAGAGUUCCUCACAGUAUUGCAGUGUAUAGUGCAAGGUAUGAAUCACCUGCGGGAAAAUGGAGUGGUACACCGGGACAUUAAGCCAGGGAACAUCAUGCGGCAGGUUGGGGAGGACGGCAGGUCUGUUUACAAGCUGACAGACUUUGGAGCAGCAAGAGAGCUCGAAGAUGACGAGAAGUUUGUCUCCAUUUAUGGAACUGAAGAGUAUCUGCACCCAGACAUGUAUGAGCGUGCGGUGCUACGUAAACCUCAUCAUAAGUCUUACGGGGUGAGUGUCGACCUGUGGAGUAUUGGUGUGACCUUAUACCACGCUGCCACUGGGAGUCUUCCCUUCACACCAUAUGAAGGACCACGAAGGAACAAGCCCAUUAUGUUCAAAAUAACCACAGAGAAACCUAUGGGGGCGAUAGCUGGAAUACAACGGAGAGAGGGCGGACCUAUAGAGUGGAGCUAUCACCUACCUCACAGCUGCCAGCUGUCACAGGGUCUAAGGGUGCAGCUGGUUCCAGUACUAGCAGGUAUAAUGGAGGCUGACCAGGAAAAGUGUUGGUGCUUUGACCAGUUCUUCACAGCCACCACAGAUAUAUUGCAGCGGCAAGCAGUUCACCUCUUUUCUCUGCAGCAGGCCAUUGCACAUUGCAUCUACAUACACCACUACAACACAGUAUCAAUCUUCUUCGAAGAGGUGGCGUCUCAGACAGGUAUAGGGGUACAGCAACAACAUCUCAUGUACCUCGGACAUGACCUGCUCUUGGAGGGCAGCAUGAAGGUGGUCAAUCUUCCACGAACUUCACCUUCUCAGCCCCUCAUUCUGCUCAGCUAUGCACCUGAAGCAAACACCAGCCUGCCAUUCAGAGAACCAGAGAGUCCCAUCAUCCCAGCCAGGUUUGACGUCAUGGCAGAUUACAAUUUCUCCAAGAUUGUAGUAGGUGUAGUCCACCAGUAUCUGAGGAUAGUACAACUGCUGCACACGCACCGGGAGUUGCUGCUGCAGGGAUAUUACAGCUACAUAAUGAAAUUGCGCAACGAGUGCAGAGAAGCCUUGCACAGUAUUGCCAUGGUCACCAUUAGACUGCAGUCCUGCCUCAAUGCAGAACACAGGAUUCGCACGCUAGGCCCUUACACUUCAGAAAAUCAAGGCUCAGCUGCUAAUGGUCAAAGGUUGCGGCAGGUUCAUCAACACCUACCUGCGUACAGCGCUGGUAUCCAAGAGUUUCAGAACCGACUAGAUCAACUGCAGAUAGAACAGGCCAAGUUGGCAGAGACUCUGGCCAAUGAUAAGAGCUGCCAGAAGAUAGAGAUGCUGCUACAGAAGAUAACUGCAAUUCAUCAGCAUUAUCGUAAAGACAGGCUGACCGGCAAGCUAGCAUACAAUGAUGAGCAAAUCCACAAGUUUGAGAAAAUCCACCUGUCGAGCCACAUUAAGCGAGUGAAAUCUCUGUUCAGAGAAGACUGUGUGCAGAGAUACAAAGAGGUUUUAGCCUCAACAAGAACAUGGAACAGCCUUAUGGUGGAGAUGCAGACCCGACUGCAGGACUUCAGUUCUUUCUCUGCAGGCUUAAUGGCAGACUUAGAGAUGAGUGAGCAGUGCCAGAAUAAGGUUAUGGACAGAAUCCUUUACACUCUGCAGUCCAAAAGACCAGAACAACAGCCAGCAGUCAUACCCAAAGACAAUGACCAGAUGGUCUCCAGGAUGCACCAUUUGAAGGAGGAAAUGGAGAUUCUGGUGAGGGAGCUACAGUGUAACAACGGUAUUAUAGAGAGCCUGGGAGCCGUGAACUCUCCUGCAGCUCUGGAGCCGACUCUGGCCAGACCUUCUACACUGUGACACAAGAGCACUGUCUCUGGAUCUUGCCUCUAAAAGGCGCACGCACACUCUCUGAAAAUCACCUCAUCUUAAGUGCCAUUAAUGAAUGUACUGGCCUUUCAAGGACCAUCUACUGUGUUUGUUUUUAUGUGCUUCCUCUUCCUUUAACAAUCAAUGAAAUGUCUUUAUCAAUUUAGGAAUAAGAUAAGCAUAAAGAGAAAGGAGGAUAGGCUUCAGAUCUGUGUGUGUGUGUGUGUGUGUGUGUGUGUGUUCCUGUCUAGCUAUCUUUGUGAGGACCGAAAUCUGCAUUCUACUAUACUUGUGAGAACCAACAGUCACUUGUGAGGACACACUCGCUGGUCCUCACAAGUUUGAAGGCCUUUUUGAGGCUCAAAAAGUGGUUUUAGUGUCAGGGUUACAGUUAGGUUAUGGUUAGGUAUAAAAGAGAGUUUGAUUUAGUUCUCUUUUGUUAAAGUUUUUAUUGCACGGUCCUAGGGGCCGCUGGAUCAUCCAGAUUUCUCCUUUAAGGCUCCUGUUAAACUUUUCUGCUCCUCUUCUCCUUCCCUCGACGGUCCUCUUUGGUGAAUACUGUAGUCGUCCCUUCUGACUGACUGGUCCUUAUAUUAAGUUAUUGUGUAAAAAAUCAGCUUAGCUAACGGGAAGAGUGGUAUAUAUAAAAAAAUAUUUUAAAAAAAUCCUAUAAAUAAACUAAAAACAUUAUAUUAAAACCAGAAAGGCAGACAGAUUCCUCUAUCAAUCUGUGGAGGGGAUUUAGCCUCCACAGAACACUGAGUCUUUUUGUGUUUUAUUUUGUGCUCUUCAUAUUAAUUGUGAGGUCAUGCACUUGUUAGUAUUCAUCAUAGCCACACAAUUUUCUGUUAGUUUUUAUAAAUCACACAUUUAUUUACAACUCUAUAGUAUACAUGCAAUGUCAGUGCAAGAGGAAACUGUCUAAUCCAGCGGUCCCCAACCUUUUUUGCGCCACGGACCGGUUUAUGCCCGACAAUAUUUUCACGGACCGGCCUUUAAGGUGUCGCGGAUAAAUACAACAAAAUAAAACUAGUACCGGUACCGAAAAAAAGAAGAUU